UUCUCGCCUCAGAAUCAGUUUUAUGUCGAUUCUUCAACGGAAAAGUCAUGUUCCAACUUAGUAGUGCCAUUGCAAUUUGUAUUUUUCUACAAGGAAUCCUAUCCCUACCCAGCGAUGAUCGAGAUAAAGUCCUUCCCCCAAUUGCUGAAGAACCACUGAUCAUUGAGAACCAGUGCAAUGGACAUUGUUUCUCAGUUUUAAAGCCGAUCCUGGAUCAUUUUGUUAGCUUGAAGAAGGGAGCUGAUGCGAGUAACGAACUCAGAGACAAGAUAAACUCUUUGGAGGACACCAUUAAGGACUUGCAGAGUCAGUUGGAAAGUACUAAAAACCAACUGAAAGACAAUGAAAACCUUAUCACGGGAAAAGACGAACGUAUUCGUGACCUCCAAGAUCAAGUGAAUUCUACUGCAGCAAGAUUCUCCGAGAUAAGUGAACAGCUCAAGGCGUACACACAAAAAGAGCUGAAUCUACCCAACACAUGUCCGAGUGGCAGUCCCAAUGGCAUUUACCAGAUUAAACUUCGGGGAACCCCACCAUUUAAAGUUCCCUGCGUUUCGGCUACAUCUGGAUGGACCGUUGUUCUCAGUCGCUUUGACGGAAGCGAGAACUUCAACCGCACCUGGAGUAAUUACAGGGAGGGAUUCGGGGAUUUAAGUGGAGAGUUUGUUAUCGGUUUGGAAAAGUUGCACUUAAUGACUCGAUCACAACGCCACGAACUUUACAUACAACUGCAAGAUGUUAAUGGAAGCACUGCAUAUGCUAAUUACGAUGAUUUUGUCGUUGGCAGUGAGCAGGAAGAAUAUGAACUGAAAUCGCUGGGAAAAUAUACGGGAACUGCUGGAGAUUCAUUGAGUUAUCAUCGACAAUAUAAAUUUAGCACUAUUGAUCGGGAUAAUGAUGAUGGAGACGGAAAUUGCGUUAGUAAUCAUGGUGAAGGCGGUUGGUGGUAUAGAAAUUGUGCAGUAGGUGCGCUCACUGGAGAAUACUACAAGGAUGGCCGACGACUAUCGAAACACUAUGGAAUUAUUUGGGGUAAAUGGCGUGAUUACAACGUUUCCCUAACAUUCGCCCAAAUGAUGAUAAGGCCUAAGCCAAUCUGAGUUUACACUUGAUAUCCAUUUACUCUAAAAUAAAUCUUGAUGCUGUAACAAUUCUAAACAUA
Messenger RNA from Drosophila serrata, 1162 nucleotides. RefSeq names its product microfibril-associated glycoprotein 4-like. The record is from RefSeq and is a predicted model, not a curated record. Lineage: Eukaryota; Metazoa; Arthropoda; Insecta; Diptera; Drosophilidae.